AUGUCCGUCUUCGCCGACCUCGUGUCCAGUCUCCAGGACCGUUUUUUCGAUGAUCCCUCGGUGAUAGGGGUGCCCGCGCGAUACGCUGUCAUGUCUGACAGCGCCCAUCCUGGAGGCGCUGGCUUGCCGGAUGAGAAUCAAGGGCCUCGAAUACUUGCGGCCACAACGGUUACGACCGUAUUCGCAUUGCUCACAGUGAUGGCACGAAUGUACGUUCGAUUGUUUAUCAUUCGGAAUGUUGGCCUAGAUGAUUAUACCAUGAUAUUAACCAUGAUGCUCUCUCUCGCUGGAUGGGCUAUUAUAAUACCUGAAGUUAUCUAUGGUGCAGGGCGACAUACAGCAUAUGUCAAGGACACGGCCACCACUGCAAUGCAUUUGAACUUCGCCACUCAGGGCAUCUACAUGUGGGCGAUCGGCCUCGUCAAGAUCUCCAUUGGGCUGUUCCUCUUGCGCUUUGCCCCGCGAAAGGGCUAUAAGAUCUUCAUAUGGGUUAUAAUUGUGCUCAUGCUCCUCUAUACAACGAUUUGCUUCUUGACCCUCAUUUUCCAAUGUAAAGAUAUCCGGAGUAUCUGGGACAUGUCGGUAAAGUCGAAAUGUUUUACCCCAACGCAAUUGCUGGAGUUGAGCUAUACCAAUACUGCGCUGAAUAUUUUGACGGAUCUGAUCUUCGCUAUCCUCCCGGCCUUUAUGUUAAGACACCUUCAGGUGAAUCGCCGGGUCAAAGCCUCGCUGGUUUGUAUUCUGGGUCUGGGGAUCUUUGCCUGCGCCGCCGCAUUUGUCAAACUCUCAGUCCUCCCCAACUACGGCCGCACGGGCGAUUUCCUCUGGGACUAUUCCACACUCACAAUUUGGGUCGUGUACCGUCGAAUCCAACAUGGGUAUCAUCGCUGGCAGUCUCCCAACCUUAAAACCCCUCUUCAAGCAAGUCCUCGGCAGCUAUGGCUCCCACUCCAGACCCGCCCCUACAACACCUACGGCAGCAAACAAUACCGACUCCGCUCCCUCUCCCGCUCCCGCCAAGGUCAAUCUCAAACCCUCCACAGCGCGCCCCAAAGCCGCAUCGAAGUCGAGGCAGAUCAGAAGCUCCCAUCCUCCCGACACUUCGCGACAACAACCACAACCACAACCACCACCUACCCCGGAAACGAUGGCAGCAACUCCAGCGAAGAGUAUAUCCUAUCGCCCACCGGCCCGGAGGGUAUCAUGUGCACCACGGAGGUAAUGGUAUCGCAUGCUGCGGAAGCGCGAAAUCCCGCACGGGGGAAGAAGUCGGCACAUUUUGGUGGCGAUGAUGUGGUUUAG
Messenger RNA from Aspergillus nomiae NRRL 13137, 1302 nucleotides. Its product is annotated as integral membrane family protein. Bases 1 to 1302 code for a protein of 433 amino acids. Lineage: Eukaryota; Fungi; Ascomycota; Eurotiomycetes; Eurotiales; Aspergillaceae. The transcript has 9 exons. The record is from RefSeq and is a predicted model, not a curated record.